Molecule: messenger RNA, 1050 nt
Organism: Clonostachys solani
Lineage: Eukaryota; Fungi; Ascomycota; Sordariomycetes; Hypocreales; Bionectriaceae
Source: the annotation of a GenBank genome assembly
AUGAGUCCUACCACAUGGCAGAAGUAUGGAAAGCUACUCAGAAGUCUCCAAAAGGCAAUCCAGGGACCAGAAGCAUUGAAUGUUGAGACCUUGGCUGCGGCGACAAUUUUAUACCAGACCGGAGGGCUCCUUAGCUAUGAGCAGCACGAACCAAGCCGGAUGCAGCAAGAGCGAGGUAUUGUAACUUUGACUCGAGAAAGAGGGUUGCCAAACCCAGACGACCCGCUCGAUGCCAUGCUAGCAUUUGAGAACCGAGUCAUUAUUGAAACUCUAAGCCUCCGUUCACCGAAAGAUACAGAGUUCUACUACACCGGUCCCUGGAUACAGACUAUGGAAAGGGUGGUGGAGAAUGUUCUGGGGGAGCCAGGUCGUACGGAUAAAAUGGGAGCGCUGACCGCUAAAUACAACCCACGUGUGGUAGGGUGGAUAAAGAAUCUACGACAAAUCAGACCAAGUGCAGCUUCUUGCAACGAGAUGGCCAGCACAAUGAAAGAGGAACUAUAUCGGUGUCUUUCUGCCUUGGAGGCACGGUUUCCGGACUACUGGACGAGUCUACAGGAAGAAUUCGGAGAUAUUACAGAAAUUGCGGACCCCGAAUUUUUCCUCGGAAAGAGAUAUCACGUCGAAAACGCCAUGACAUUUCACUGCUUAACUGACGCCUUUAUGUUUCAACUCCUUGUACCUCGGAUGAUCGCCGUGCUCCAGAGGACGUACAAGGAACCACCAGAUAUAAGACUGGAAUCGAGGUACAGGCAAAUCUGCGUUCGGUAUUGGAUGUUUAUCCCCUUUUUGAAAACGCAAGAUCCAAUCAAACUCAAUGCUAUGCCCGCUCUCUUCGCUCUAACAUUGGAAGCUGCCACGAGCGAGGAGAUAAGUCAUAUUAUUGACGCUGUUCAAUAUAUUGACGGGUUCCGGCAUAAGCUAGGGCAUACCAAGGAGCAAGUGGCUAAAUCCCUGAUAGGAGCGGCAAAAAUUGUAUUAAUGUUUGAAGAUGAGAUGGAGAAGGAAUUGUUACAGCAAUGCUCUGCGACGUUGUCAGGAGAUAUCUGA